Psammomys obesus (fat sand rat) is the source of this 1152-nucleotide messenger RNA. It is a transcript of the gene Myoz3, whose product is annotated as myozenin 3. Lineage: Eukaryota; Metazoa; Chordata; Mammalia; Rodentia; Muridae. Gene Ontology annotation, molecular function: telethonin binding; actin binding; FATZ binding. The record is from RefSeq and is a predicted model, not a curated record. Gene Ontology annotation, cellular component: actin cytoskeleton; Z disc. The transcript is spliced from 6 exons. Bases 1 to 747 code for a protein of 248 amino acids.
AUGAUCCCCAAGGAGCAGAAGGAGCCAGUGAUGGCUGUCAUGGGAGACCUUGCUGAACCAGUCCCUUCACUGGACCUGGGGAAGAAGCUGAGUGUACCCCAGGACCUGAUGAUAGAGGAGCUGUCUCUGCGAAACAACCGGGGAUCCCUGCUCUUUCAGAAGAGGCAGCGCCGGGUGCAGAAGUUCACCUUUGAGCUGUCAGAAAGCUUGCAGGGUAUCCUGGCGGGAAGUGCCCGAGGGAAAGUGGCUGGCAGAGCGCCGCAGGGGACGGUUCCCAAUGGCCCGGCGGAGCAGAACCAGCAGAACCACAGUUCCGAAAUCCACGUGUUCCAUGAGUCACCUGGGGACGCCUGGACAGCCCACCCGGGUGCCGCUGGGGCUGAAUCGGUCCGAAGUCCAAGCGCCCUGGCGCCAGGCUACGCGGAGCCGCUGAAAGGCGUCCCGCCUGAGAAGUUCAACCACACCGCCAUCCCCAAAGGCUACCGUUGCCCGUGGCAGGAGUUCGUCAGCUACCAAGACUACACGAAUGGCAGCAGAAGCCACACUCCCAUCCCCCGCGACUAUCGCAACUUUAACAAGACCCCCGUGCCAUUUGGAGGACUCCACGUAGGGGAGACCAUUUUCCAAGCAGGCACUCCUUUUGUCCCAGAGCCCUUCAGUGGCUUGGAACUUCUUCGUCUCAGACCCAGUUUCAACAGGGUUGCUCAGGGCUGGGUCCGGAAGCUCCCUGAGUCUGAGGAGCUGUAACUCUGGCCUGAAGCUACAAUUCCCUGGGCUUGAGGCUCAAGGAACAUCAUUUUGUCUUGAGUUUGCUUGCUUUUUUUCUUUCUCUCCCACCCUUUAUUUCCCCCACCCCGCUCUCUCUGAGACAGGAUCUCACUCUCUAGCCUAGACUGGCCUGGAACUUAGUGUGUAGCCCAUUCUGUCCUGGCCUCAGCUUUCCAGGUGCUAGGAUUACAAAGUGGGCAUGUGAGGGUAACGACACACUGAACAUUAUUAGAUAUAGCAGUUCAAAGGUCACUGCGUUCAUUAGUCCUCAAAGCAGCAUGGAUUUGCCUCAGACUCACAGCCUUAGAUUUGCCUGUGAUAGAGGUGCUGUGGCCUGUGUAAGCUCCUAUGGUGUGUGUCUGUGGGAAGCCAUACCCAUGCCUG